UAUUACAUUAAUAAUAUUGUUAUAAUUAUUAUUAAAUUAUUUAUUUGUUACGGUGUAUUCGUGUCAGUAAGUGCUUUAUUGAAUCAUUACAGCAGAUUAACAAGUCACUGACAAUAAAACGUCGGUGUUCAGUAGUUAGUCUCCGUAGUAUAGUGGUUAGGGCGUUAGUCUAGUAGUCCGUAGGUCGUAGGUUCAAUCCCCGCGUGCGUUAAAUUUUAUUUGUUUCUUAGGUUUGCGUUUAUUCCGAUUUUUCUGCAUUGUAUUCGUAUAAGUAUGCAAUUUAGUGAUUAUAUAUACCGUUUAAUAAUUUAAUUAACAAAUUUCUAAUUUUUUUAUAAAUUUUUAAUUUAUGAAUGAAAGGAUAUAUAUUAAUUCCCAUAUAUAUGCUAACAUUAUUUAUGAAUUUGCUUUUGGUCACAAUUUCAUUAAAAAAAGUAAAAAUCGUUAAAUAAUAACGUUAUUUAUUUAUAAUUCGACUUAUUUGUUAUUAAUAAACAAUUUAUUCAUUAAUUUGAAUGAAAACUAAAUCUAUGGGCCCCAGCUGGAUUUUUCCUAGGUGGGCUGUGGCUGGAUUCACCGUUACAAGCCAAGGAAUCGCCCACCUGGGCCAUCCCUGCUGGGACCCACCUAGAACCUGGGAAGCCCACCUGGGACCCACCGUGGGCCCACCUCACUUUUCCACACGGCGAAAUAGAAGUAUCAAAGUAAAGGGACGCAUGAUGAUUCUAAUCGGAGUAAUAGCAACGACCACCCUGAUCAGUUUUACACGUUGUACGCCACUUUCCUACACAACAUUUCGAAGAAGAGAUCUACCAGUUUUGGAUCGUCCCGAACUAGUGCUUCUUUUCGACACACGAGAUUCAAUAUUAGAGAAUGAAAUGUUUGGCUCGGGUAAUGAUCCAAGAUCAACGGUGACACGCAGCAAGAGAAUUGGAUCAUUAUCAAUAAAUAAUUCCGUGGAUGUAUUGAGGCAACGAGUAUUACUGGAAUUGGCGCGCAGAAAGGCAAUGCAAGAUCAAUAUCAAAUUGAUGAGAAUAGACGAAUGAUGCAAACAAUUGGAAAACGUUCGAGUUCCGAUUUUGUGACAAGAUAUCCUAACAGUGCAAACAAUAAGCCAAGCAAUAGUGGAAUUUAUGUAAUUGAAGACAGGCCAAACGAUCGAGAUCCAAAUAAAUCAAAUGUUCGAAUUUCAGACAGAACACACGUCUGGCUAGAUGGGAAUGAUCACGAUCAGGAUCAAGAGCAAAGGGUGCAGACGAAUGAAGUUCAUCUCUUGUAAGGAACCCUUCUUCAAAAAAGAAAAAACAAAAAAAAGAAUCAGGCAGCUUCGCUUUUCCGUCUACGAUUUUCCGUUUUUUGCGAAAAAAUCGUCGGAUUCUUUGCUGCUUAAAACUAUUGAAUCUUGAAAUUUAAGUUUUCCAAAACUGAUUUUUCAAUUAAUUUAAAAAGAAAAAAACAAUAAGGAAUUUUCGUUACAUAUCCAAACACAAGCAAUCUUACAAUUAAAAUAACAUCAUUCUUGAAAAUAUUUUGCAAUUUUGCGAAAUAACGAAGCAGUAUUAUACUAUGUGAUUUUUUUUCUACAAACUGACGAUUUUUGAAUAUUUUUCUUUCGUAACAUUCACCGCUCUUUACUAUUUUUUAAUUUUUCUUUUUUGUAAAUGCGAUUAUUUUUUUUGAGCUUAACCAUCAAUAUAAAGAAGAUAGACGAAGCAGUUUUCUAUAAUUCUCUAAAACUAGAAUUGUCAUCACUUUAAAACCGUAGUCAAUCUCUUUUUAAAAAUAUAAAAUGUGACUCAAUAUAAAAUCAUUGAUCUAUUCCAUUUAUUAACAAAAACAAAAAAAAGAGAAAGAAAAAUUAUUAAAGGAUUAAAAAAAUGAGUCGACUGACAUAAUUGGUUCACGAAUUAAUAAUAAUUGAUGAAAUGUAUUUAUUCAUCGCUACAGAAUUCUGGAAAAUCACUUUUGAAAAUUCGCGUCAAUGUUCUGAAAAAUAAUGUACGUACUACUCCAGAUACAUCGAUGUUAUUAUAGAAUUGAUAGGACAGAAAGUACGAUAUUUUCUGUAUAAGAAAAUUUUUCUCGCAGUGGAGGAAAAACUCGUUUUUAGAUGAUGUGUGUGAAUAAUCUAAUCGAAUAAUAGUUUAAUAUUCACUGUAGAUAUUUGUACCAUACCACUGCUUGUUCUUUUUUAAUUUUCCUUUUUUUACCUUUUUUCUAAUUAAUCAAAUUAUUUAUUUAUUUAUUAAAUAUCAAUAUAUUUAUUUAUUGACGUAUGUAGUGUAUAGUAUAAUAUUUAUUUAUAUAUAGUUGUCAAAGCAUUUCUUGUUAAACACAAAAUUCAUUAGCGACCAAUAAAUUUCGUUU
This is a messenger RNA of Leptopilina heterotoma, 2368 nucleotides long. RefSeq names its product diuretic hormone 44 (gene Dh44). Gene Ontology annotation, molecular function: hormone activity. The transcript is spliced from 4 exons. Bases 516 to 1280 code for a protein of 254 amino acids. The record is from RefSeq and is a predicted model, not a curated record. Lineage: Eukaryota; Metazoa; Arthropoda; Insecta; Hymenoptera; Figitidae. Gene Ontology annotation, cellular component: extracellular region.